Heterobilharzia americana is the source of this 1338-nucleotide messenger RNA. The record is from the annotation of a GenBank genome assembly. NCBI's taxonomy places the organism in Eukaryota, Metazoa, Platyhelminthes, Trematoda, Strigeidida, Schistosomatidae.
AUGAAUAACUGGAUUAAACCAAAACUAGUAUCGGUUAAUACAGAAGAAUAUUUGCCAACUCAGUCCAUAGGAAAUAUAAAAGCUUACACUGAAGGAAUUACUGAGCCAGAAUUCAUUGAUGAACCCAGAGAAGUUUCAAAUUUGCCGUAUUAUAUUGCAUAUCAUCGAAAACUCGCAGACAGAUUGUUUUUACAUGCACGUGGCAAAGAGAAUGGUUUAAAACAUGUGGAUAUAAGAAAAGGUUUCUUGGCAAUAUUUUGGAUUAUAGUAUUUAUUAUUAUCAUGGUCAUUAACAUUAUGAUGGCUUCAAAUCUUUUUGAACAGUACGACUCAGCUCGUGUGGCUACACAGAUUAAAGCUGAACAAGAUGUUAUGAUUUUCCCUGAUGUAACAAUUUGCGCUAAAGUACCAUUUUAUGUGGAUGACGCGAAAGUGAACAAUGAAAAUACAACAGAUUAUGAUUUAAAAACAAUUGAGAAUUUAAUAAGUAAAAAGUUAGGAGAUUCAUCUUUAAAGCAAACUAAAUCUAAUAUUGAAGCUGCUUUACUAAUCCAGAUGGUCAUGAAACAAGAAAAUGAUUUCAUGAAAGCUUAUGAACAUUUUAUUUAUUGUAAAUAUGAUGACAAAGAUUGUUCGUUUUACAAUUUUACUGAAAUAGUUCAUUUACGGUAUAUUCAGUGUUUCACAUUUUCGCCAAAUGAUAAAAUAAUCAGUGGAAAUAAAGGUUUAGAAUUUAUAUUUUAUAAACGUCAUGGUAAAGGGAAACCAUUCGUUAUGUUAAAUGAUCUUGAAGAUGAAUUGUUUUCAUCAGAUAUAUAUGAUGGAAUCAAUGUGAUUGUGCAUAAUCCAGAUACAUUCCCAACUUACGCCUUCAAUUAUUUGCCUACUAGUUUCGCACUUCGAUUUGGUCAGUUAGCCACUGUAGAUGUUUCUGGCUUAAAGUACAAAUCAGACAUGAGUGGUCGAAAGUCAUGCUUUUCACAAAGAGAUCCAUAUCGUUAUGCAAAUUUUCGUGGUGGUGCGAACUAUUUAGAAUAUCGGUACACCUAUGAAGAUUGUAUUGCCAAUAUGAAGCAACGUUACAUAUAUGAGAAGUGUAAUUGUUAUUCUGACCAUUUAUUUGUACCAUUUCGUGCUUCCGCAAAGAAUGGAUCAACAAAUAAAGGUAGUUAUAACACUGAUUAUGAAAAAAAUGAUCAUCAUAAAUUCAGUGAAGGUAGCUCACAACCGAAGUCGUUUCAUUUCUGUCGCGAUAUCCGGCAUAAAACAUCACACGUCUACGGAAUGAAUUUUUAUGUUUUGAACAAUAUCAGCAAAUGCCGACAACAUCUGUAUUAG